Molecule: messenger RNA, 1038 nt
Organism: Mandrillus leucophaeus (drill)
Lineage: Eukaryota; Metazoa; Chordata; Mammalia; Primates; Cercopithecidae
Product: long intergenic non-protein coding RNA 1599
Source: RefSeq, a predicted model, not a curated record
AUGUGUGAAUCUCCCCAGAAACUCUUCUCCAACCACAGGACACUUCCCUUGACCCUGAUUCGUCCACGAGUCCCCAGAGUCUUAGGGUUCUCCAACAGUAAGAUAGAUGUCAGAGCCAAAUGUCAACUUGAAAUCUGGAUGGAAAUGGCUCCCCCCAAGCCUGAACCUCAGGGGAAGGCUCAGCAGUCACAGCCACGUGUUUCAGCUGCCAGCGCUGCUCAGAGGGGAAGUUGCUGCUGCUGCCUAGAGGGGCGCAGCCCUGAAGGUUACGGAACGUGGGCAGAGAAUGUGGAAAAUCACCCAGAGAUUGCUGCUCACACUUCAUGUCUUCAGAGCAUCACCUCUCAUUUUAUAGCUGGAGAGAUGGGGCGCACAGCCAGGGAAAGCCAGGAACAGGUUCCAGCUUCCAUCACUCAGAUACUCAGGAAUCCCUGGUUCUCGAGGCUGGAAAGUCCGAGAUCAAGGUGCCUGCAUCUGGCGUCUAGGGCGGUCCCUAUUCCUGGUUUCCAGUUCCUCACUGUUAUUAUCUCAGAUCACCAAAAAGGGGACAGGGAGAAGGAGUAGAAGCAAGGAAAAAUAAGGAGAGAAAUUCACUGGACCCCAUUGUUUACAGUGUGGUCUUGGCUCCGGUGCGUCGAGGACCUAUGUAUAGCAGGAAUUCCCAAACCUGAACAUGGUUACUCCCACCAGAUUGAGUCACUCCUGGAUGUUCUGGCGGGAGCGUUUUGAGGAAUCCCCCACACAGCCCCACCUCGCCUCCAAGAGGCUGGAGACCCCACAGGUGGGCACGGUGUUGGUGGCCAGCACAUUGGUGGCCGUGGCCGGUGGGUGAGCAAGGAGACUGGUUCAGUCAGUGGACCUCAUGCCUGGUGGGUGCCGCCCAUGGCACUGGGAACUUCCUUGCUCCUUUUGGUGCUGUUGGCACAGCCUUUCCAGAGCAGUGAAUGAAUGCCAGGCUCCUCCCACACCCCUCCAGGAAUGCAGACCAACACAGCUGCUCUAUUAAAUGUGUGCACUUCUUAUUCCGAGUAUGUCUGA